Molecule: messenger RNA, 6453 nt
Organism: Ceratina calcarata
Lineage: Eukaryota; Metazoa; Arthropoda; Insecta; Hymenoptera; Apidae
Exons: 10
Coding region: 722-4699 (1325 amino acids)
Biological process (GO): multicellular organism development; positive regulation of kinase activity; cell surface receptor protein tyrosine kinase signaling pathway
Cellular component (GO): plasma membrane; signaling receptor complex
Molecular function (GO): transmembrane receptor protein tyrosine kinase activity; ATP binding
Source: RefSeq, a predicted model, not a curated record
GGGACCGAUCCGAUACGCAGUUGUCUUCAGUGUCGCGCCAACAGCCGCGCGGUCUACGUGGGUGUGUGGUGUUCAGUCGGUCCACGCGCAUGUUUCCACGGUCUUCCUGUUUUUAUCAGUUAACAUAACUGCACCAAAACGAGCUGAGUAGAUCGAUGCGAUUCGAUGGGACGCGUUACCAACGCGCGUGUCAGUCAAAUUCGACGUCGUGACGUCGAAACAUCAAAUGGACAAACGUUCGAUUUUUCUGUGAUUAUUUGCUGAAAAACGAGCUUCCCUUCAUGGUGCUCGCGGGUUCGAGGAGACGACGUCCAAGUCGAACGAGCAGCUUUAUGUAAUACCGUGUGACCUAGAAAAAGGACUGAACGAUGCGAACCGCUGGAGUGAUUAGAUAAAACCGGGACAGAACAGCUUUCGGUAUACGGUGGAUAGGUGAAAUUCUGUGAACGAUCGACGCUGGGAAUCUAACGCUCGACGCGCAUGAUAACGCAAUAUACGGACUUCCAUUGUACCGCACGUUCUGUUUGCGCGUCGCGGGGACAAAGUAGUGAACGUGUGCCCGUGCGCACGUACAUACAUGAAAUAAAUAUAUAAGAGGCAUGUUGUGUCAUACAAAGUGUUCUUAACUGGUUAAUGGGUUUCCUCGAGUGAAAAUAAGCCGAGGCCAAUUCGUCGGGGAUCGUGGACAACGUUUCGACGUGAUGAAGAGGAGAAAGCCAAGAUGUUGAGAGCUGGAUCUAUAUUGGGCGUGCUGGUCCUGUUGACCAUCGCGAAGAUCGCCGUCUCGAGUCGAUGUUUAACGAUGCUCGAAGAGAUGAAUCCGAAGCGAGUAGUUCAACUAGAUGGACAGCCGUUGACUAUUAACUUCGAGGUAUCCCGCCGAGUGACCCAAAGGUUGGCCACGAUAAUUAUGAAGAUCUUCUUAACGGAGGUACUCGGUUAUUCCGGAGUGUCUAUCUUUGAAAUGGAGGACGAGUUCAAAGUAGACGACACUUUCAGGAGACUAUCCGACGACGUAAUCUUUGGUGGCCAGCAAAGACUUCCAAUGGUGAACAUGGAGGUGUGGAUUCCACCACAGCUGGACACGAUGCCUCUAUUAACUUCGCACGACGUUAAGGAAUGCGGAUCCAUCGCGCCGCCAGGUCAUUUCGGUUGGUUCGUCCCCGCUGCGUUAUCUAGGCUGCACGACAGUUGGAUAACGUUCACGAAACGCGAGACAGCGGCUCGUUUCGCGGUGGACGAGCGGACGUUGGAGAGCGUCCGAAAUUUCACGACAGACCCGGAGACGAGAACGCAUUAUUGCAAUGAAUCGUUCUGUCAGCGAGGGAUGUACGUUCCCGACUGGUGCCAGAACGAAACGUGCGCUCUGCUGUUGACCAGCUAUCCCGACGCGACCGAUUUCGUGAGGAGCCACAUCGAGGAGAUGAGACUGUACGUGAAAGUCGCUUGGGUUGGCUCGAACUUGAAGUACCUGUCCGAAACCUUGACCGAGGAACUGUCGACCGAUCGAAACGUGACCGACAGAUCUCUCGUGAUGCUGCACUGGACUCCGAGCACCGUGAUCCCGAACGAAAGAGCCUUCAACACCAUCCCGUUCCCACGUUGCGGCAUGAACGGUUCACAGAUCGGCUGUAAAUACGAAUCGAACAGAUUGAUCAAACUGGUCUGGAACAGAUUAGAGAUCGCUGCGAGAUUGGCGUUCGAGGCGAUUAAUCACGCGAAGUUCACGGGUGAGAUGUACGAGGAUCUGAUUGAUCGUCAUAAUAGGUUGAAGUACGAAACUGGGAGCGUGGACGAGGAGGACGUCGCGUGUAGCUGGUUGAAGGAUAAUCUGAAUUACACCCUCGAAACGUGGAUGCCAAGUAACGCGGACAAGAACACGUUGUUCGUCGGUGGUAUAUUCCCGAUGAACGAAGCGUUCUAUUCAGGAAAAUCCAUACUGAUCGCUUCAAAAAUGGCCAAGGACGCCAUCAACGUGAACAACACUAUCCUCAGAGAUUACAAUUUCACGUUAUUGGUGAACGACGGCCAGUGUAAAUCCGACAUGGUGAUGAGGUCGUUCAUCGACUACAUAGUUUAUAAUCAAUACGAGAAGUUGGUCGGCGUUUUGGGGCCAGCCUGUUCGGAAACUGUUGAGCCUCUGGUCGGAGUUUCAAAGCACUAUAAAACCGUGGUCAUCAGCUACAGUGCCGAGGGUUCUACGUUCAACGAUCGUACCAAAUACCCUUACUUCUUCCGGACUAUCGGUGAAAACAAGCAGUACAGGCACGUCUACUUGCAGCUGUUGAAAAAAUUAGGAUGGACCAGAGUGGCGUCGUUGGCCGAGGACGGGCAGAAGUAUACAGAAUAUAUAUCCUACAUGCAAGACAUGUUCAGGGAUAAUGGGAUUGUGUUCGUGGCGAACGCGAAAUUCCCGAAGGAACGAGAGGCCGACGCGAUGACCAAGUAUUUGCAGGACUUGAAACAGAAGAAGGCGAAGAUCAUUAUCGCCGAUAUAUAUGAUCAAGUGGCUCGACAAGUGAUGUGCGAGGCGUACAGAUUGGAAAUGACCGCGGUACAAGGUUACGUGUGGUUCCUACCCCUUUGGCUGCGGCCAGAAUGGUACGACACCGAUCAAUAUAAUAAAGACGGCGAACAGGUACCGUGUACUACCGCGGAAAUGAACAAAGCGAUAAACGGUCAUUUAAGCUUGUCGCACGCUUAUUUCGCCCCUGACGACGAUAUCAUGCAAGAGGGUAUAACGGUUCGUCAGUGGCGCGAUCGUUACGAGCUCGAUUGCAAACAGAGAAAUCAGCCGCCGUCGAAUUACGCUGGCUUCGCGUAUGAUGCUAUGUGGACGUACGCGUACGCGAUGGAUCGCCUCCUCCGAGAGAAUCAGAGCUAUGUGUUCGAUCUCCACAGCGAACAGACUGUUACCCGAUUGACGGAUAUCAUUGGUGAAACGGAUUUCUACGGGGUAUCAGGGAGAAUUAAAUUCUACGGUGGUCCCUCGAGACACUCGGUAAUCAACAUUGUACAAUUCGUUAACAACGAGACCCGGUUGAUCGGCAACUUCUAUCCGAACGUUUCGGAAACGAGACACGAAGUAGUGGGUGGAAGACUGGAUCUGAACAUGUCCGCCCUCGUCUGGUUGUCGGACAAGAUGCCUGACGAUGGCUCAGAGCCACCUCAGCGGUGCGUCAUCGCCGCCUUCGCCGAUUUCUUGGACGUCUCUUGCGAAUUCGCAUUCGUGAUCGUUAACUUGCUAGGAGUUGGUGUACUGGGGAUGUUGCUGAUCAUCGCGUUCAUCAUCAUUAAGAAGAAGUACGAAAAGAAAGUGCGUUUGCACGAGAAGUACAUGAAGUCCCUGGGCCUGGGCUACCCCCAGGACGAUCUGGAUAAGUGGGAAAUACCUAGAGACAGAGUCGUCAUUAACCGGAAAUUAGGAGAGGGUGCCUUCGGAACGGUUUACGGUGGCGAGGCGUUCUUCCCUGACAAAGGCUGGCUGGCGGUGGCCGUGAAAACUCUGAAACUCGGUAGCUCCACCGAAGAGAAACUGGACUUCCUCAGCGAGGUGGAAGUAAUGAAAAGAUUCGAGCACAAGAACAUAAUUAAACUGUUGGGCGUUUGCAUCAAGGGUGACCCUGUUUUGACAGUUAUGGAGUUUAUGCUUUACGGCGAUUUGAAGACGUAUCUGCUGGGCAGAAGACACUUGGUGAACGACCAUAAUUACGAAGACUCGGACGAGAUCUCUAACAAAAAACUGACCGCCAUGGCGUUAGACGUGGCCAGGGCGCUCAGUUAUUUGGCUCAACUGAAGUACGUUCACAGAGACGUCGCUUCGCGCAAUUGUUUGCUGAACGCCCAGAGGAUAGUGAAGCUCGGCGACUUCGGUAUGACGCGACCGAUGUACGAGAACGAUUAUUACAAAUUUAAUCGAAGAGGCAUGCUGCCCGUAAGAUGGAUGGCUCCAGAGUCUCUGGGCCUCGGAAUUUUCACUCCAGCCUCCGAUGUCUGGUCCUACGGCGUUCUACUUUACGAGAUUAUUACGUUCGGAAGCUUCCCAUUCCAAGGGAUGAGCAACAACGAAGUGCUGACGCACGUCAAGGCUGGAAAUUCGUUAGUCGUUCCCAAAGGAAUAAAACCGCUGUUAGAGAAUCUGAUUUACUCUUGCUGGAGAGUAGACCACACGAAGAGGCCGACGGCUCCGGACAUCGUCGACUUCUUAGCCAAGAACCCUCAGAUCUUAGCUCCGUGUUUAGACGUUCCUUUGGCCAGCGUUCAGAUCGAGCACACCGGGCAAAUAGAACUGCAGCUUACGGAGAAUAUAAGAAAGUUCUCGUUGUCCUGGCCGCCACAGAAUCCGUCUACGACUCGGUCCUCGACGUCGACGAGCCCCAUAGGACUGCCUCCUCCUCUACUGGACAUCAACGGGCAGGACGACAAACAGAAUCAGGACUCGUUGUUGAGCGACGUGAUCGGCGAUUUAGACAGUUCCAGGCCACUCCUGUUGAACUCCGAUGAAUUUUUCCCGGGGUCGCCGGUGGCCGUGCAAUCUCCGAAACGCAAAGACGAUCUCGCGCACAGAUACGUGAACGUUCAACCAGGCAUUUCACCCGGUCACGACUACAAAGGUCAGAACGGUGGAAGUAUUCAACUGCAGGAGAGGAACGUUAAGUUGCCGGAGAAAAAUAAUUCAGAGGCAAUGUCGAUUCUUUGACGGCAGCACAAGCGCGCGAUUCCGCGACGGAAAUCGAUGAUAAAUUUCCAUAGACACGCCGAAGGCAUAUUUGAAAAAUAUGCAAAUGAGAUCUCGAGCGUUUGAGUCCUUCGAGGAGGACAGAUAGUCGGACGAAGAGCAAAGAGCAGCUGGCGCGAGUCCUCGGCCGGAGAGUAAGUGGAACCUCGCGUCGACGAGGGUUCGCGGUUUCUUCUGUUUUCGUUUAAUAAUGCGAAUGAACGCGCUGUUGGAUCGUUCGAUUUAUCUGGAGAUUAAUAUCCUGCCGAUUUAACUAUGAUAAUGGAAGUCUACACUAUCGUAGGUACCAGUGACCUGGUUGGUGCAAUCAGCGAAAAUACCGUUUUGAGUCUGAGAAUGAAAACUGGUUCCGUAAAUUUUCGCUCAAUCCACUUUUUUUGAGACUGAUACGCUUAUCGUUAGAGAAAUUAAGUUACUUCUUAGCCCUUUCUUUCCCAAAUCGUUCCCUGCCCAACGCGAGUCGACGCUCCUAUUUUACCACUGAACCUCGAGACGUUUACCAUUUACAAACCAUUUGGUAGAAUGAUCGCAAGAAUUGGGGAAGGUGAUUGACGAUAGCAGUUUUACGGAGAUUUUGCUCGUCGCCGGGAAAAAAGAGAUAUUGCCGAAGAUUCAACUGUAAUAAAUAAAAAGUACAGAGGAAACAAUUAAUAUUCACGAAAGAAAUUCAAAAUAUCGAAUUUACAUGUAAAAAUAAGGGUACGCGGUGCUCGACGGCAAUGCUGCCCCCUGACGCGUAUAGACGCGUAUAUACGCGAGAUAAACAGACACGUAGAUAGUCAGAUAAAUAGGAUGAGAAUUUUCUCUUCCAAGAGUGAAAGUAUUUUGAUAAACGUUUCUCAAAAUAGAAAUUUCCAUUGCCCUAGUGUCCAGUAAUAAACGACAUUGAUAAGAAUGUUUUUCUAUGUAUGCACGGGUAUAUAUGUAUGUAUGCGGUCAGUGAAGUGAAGAGCUAGACUAGACGAACGGGCAUAGUCAUCUCCGCGCACCAAGAUAAGCAGCAUUUCUCUGUCCAAAAGCUGUCGUCGAUUCUCGAAACUUUAUUUGAGACACACCCUUCGAGCAAUCAUUCGACGCUAUCGAGUAGGCGCAUUUUGAAACCGAAUAGGAACCGAGCAAUACUUUACACGCGAACUAGUAUCCACGUUCUCACGUACGUGUAACCAUGACAUUUACUAUAUAGCAAACGUAUAUAUUUUACGAAAUUACCAUUCGCGAAAUAACGAAACGAUCGAACGCAUCUGGUAAAUAUAUUUUUUGACUAUUAUACAAUCCAUUUUGCGAUGCGAACCCAAUCGCCACUGUUUGUAACACUCGAUCCUCGCUAGAGUUAGCACAGGUUGAAAAGCGGUCACUACAAACGUGGUCAUUAUUACGUACAGUAUAUCACGUAUCGCGACUAUUUAUUCACAUAGGCAGAGAAACUUUGACUUCCUUGUAAAGCUAAUAUUUAAUACAGAUGUAUAUACAUGUGUAUAUGUUAAGUCGAUCUCGUCGCGAGCAUCGCAAGCAAUUUAUUUUCAUUCAUAAGAUAGAGAUAUGUACAUACAUACACGUGGCUCGCGGCGAGGGAACAGUUCUCUAGAUGCGCAAUAACAUUUUACGUUGUACGUACGAACAAGUUGUUAAAAUUUAUGUCACAGCGGAUAGACCCACAGAUCAAGGCAAUCGAUUGUAGGAAAUAAUCAAAGAUACAAGAAAGUGGAUACACGAAA